Molecule: messenger RNA, 16943 nt
Organism: Topomyia yanbarensis
Lineage: Eukaryota; Metazoa; Arthropoda; Insecta; Diptera; Culicidae
Gene: Obsc
Product: obscurin
Exons: 28
Coding region: 303-16295 (5330 amino acids)
Biological process (GO): protein phosphorylation; homophilic cell-cell adhesion; synapse organization
Cellular component (GO): neuronal cell body; axon; plasma membrane
Molecular function (GO): ATP binding; guanyl-nucleotide exchange factor activity; protein binding
Source: RefSeq, a predicted model, not a curated record
ACUUUGGCGAAUCGUAUUCCACUAAAGACGAGAUCCUCCUGCUGUCUUCGACCAUCAGCCGGAAGUCAUCGACGGCACAGCCCUCCUCGCCGCCCCUGUCCUAUCGCAGUGAGGAGUUCGAAUGUGUUGCUCCGGUGCAAAAUCAUCAUCACCAACAGCAGCAGCCGCAGCAGCACUACCAACCGAAAUAUCACCCAUGUGAAUCGAACGAAACUACUCGCUACUGUCAGCAAAGAAACGGCGACUACAACGACUACGAGCAGCAGAAGCUGAGAGAAGACCACGAAGCCAACGGUUCCAAGAUGUACGAUAUUUUGGUUGUAAACAAAAAUUACGAUGCCGAAGGACCCGACUCGAUCUCGGUACGGGUGGGGGAUCUGGUCGAAGUACUGGAAAUGGGCGAUUCGACAGCGAACAGUGCAGCUAAAAAGCCAAAGCUAGAUCCACAACUGAACGUAGGCAAAACCGAACGCCUGCUGGACAGUUCCCUCUCGAAGCACAAACUGGCCGUCAAACCGAAAAAGAAUCAUCACAGCUCGCACAGGAGAAGUGUCAGUCCACAGCCACCACAGUAUCAGCCAAAACCAAAUGAAAAGUGGAAAGUACGAAUUUUCGACGGGGAUGACAAUGCCAAAGCAGGCUGGGUUCCGGUAUCGGUGCUGGACAUUAUGCACACCGAUCAAGCCGUGUUCGGUGAGAAAGCCAACGAUGCCGCAUAUCGCAGAGAAGCUGUCGUUCGAGAGCUGAUUGAAACUGAAGAAGAGUUCGGCAGGGAUCUGCGACAGGUCGUCGAACGUUACAUCAAAUACAUCGACAACCCGGACAACAAAAUCCCGCGGCAGAUUCGCGAUCACAAGGACGAUAUCUUCAACAACUUUAAACAGAUCGCUGAUUUUCAUAACACAGUACUGAUCGAGGGUGUUAAGUACAAUGCCAACAAUCCAAAAAUGAUUGGCAAAACGUUCCUGCGGUUGGAGCGCGACUUCGACAAGCACGUUCGGUACUGCCGCGAUGCGCCGGUCACGCAGGAGUUUCUGGCCAACAACGAUUUCGUGCGGGACUUUUUUAUGGAACUCUCCCUGAACCUCAACGACGAUAAGAGUCUAUCAGAACACCUUAAGCUACCGAUCCAACGUAUCAACGACUAUAAACUAUUAUUCAAGGAGCUUCUGAAAUAUUCCACCGCACUUGGCGAAAAUGUCACCGAUCUCCAGAAGGCCCUAGAGUUGAUGCUCUCGGUGCCUAGUCGUGCGAUCAACAACAAAUACUUGGAUAGUAUCGAAGGUUUCCGUGGCAACCUACAGAAGCUAGGCCGGGUGCUCGCUCACGAGUACUUUGGAGUGAAGGAAAAGGACGGUAAAAUCAAGGAGCGCUAUCUUUUCCUGUUCAAAUCGCGCAUUCUUAUCACCAAAGCGAAACGCUUGUCAGACGAAAAAUCGAUCUUCCUACUCAAGGAGAUCGUCAAACUACCCGACGCACAGAUCAAGGAAAUCGAUUUCCGUGUCUUUGAGAUACAGCAAAAAGGAACCGAUACCGUACAUCUGAUCGCAUACUCCGAGGAAGCUAAGCAACGCUGGACCUACGAGAUCGAGGAAUACGCCAAAAACGCAGUUGCGCUUCAGGAGCACACCAACGACGAUUUGCGAAUUGAUCCAACCCAGACCAACAUCGACGACAGCAUCAUCAAGCUACCGCAACGAGUGGAAGCACACAAAAGUGACGAAAACAUCAAACCAUCGGAUUUCGCCGAUAGCUACGUAGUGUUCAAGCAUAAAGCACAUCGCGAGGAAACUCAAUCGGUGCAAAAGACUGCAAGUCAGGAAGUUGUUACAGCCGAAGAGGAAGAGGAGAAAUCUGCUAGUGUUCAGGAACGUCUCGCGGCGUUUGAAGUGAAAAAAUCCUCUAAGAAGCUUGACAUUUCUGCUAGUAAACAGGAGACCGUCCACCAAAAACAGGUCGAGCAGGUAGUUAAGCAGACCAGUACGAAAGUUCAAGAAAACAAAGCUGCUUCCGUGCAGGUGCAAAGUACAUCGGUUAAUCAGGAAUCAAAGGUUGUAAGCCAAUCGAAGACCCAAGAAUCGAAAAGCACAGCAGUUAAGCGUCAACAGGAGUCACAGUUAGAGUCUCAAGCUAAAGUUCAAGUACAGGAAGCUAAAGCGACCGUCAAACGACAGCAAGAGAUUCAGCUAGCGACGCAGACAAAAGUUCAAGUAGUUGAAACGAAAACUGCAGUAUCUACGCAAGAAGCUGUAGCAAGCGUAAAGCAAUCCUCAUCUAAUCAGCAACAGCAAAAAGUCCAAGAGACCCAAGCUGUUGUCCAAGAGCAAAAAUCUACCUCUAAAAUCGCCCAGAUUGAGUCGAAAUACGCUUCGUUGAAGAAGAAGCAAGAACAGACAUCGGUAACCGAUAUAGUAAGCGAAACUGUUCAGGCCACUACCACUACUGCAAAGCAGGAAUCCGUCCCAAGUUCCCCGAUCGACGCCGAUUCUAAGAUCAAGCAGAUUGAAUCGAAGUACGCUGCUCUCAAGCAGAAACAACUAGAGCAGAAAUCCGACGAAGUGGACGCCAAAUUUCAAAUUGUAGAAAGCAAGUUUGCAGCCCUCAAGCAAAAACAACUGCAACAUCAACAAAAGCAUCAGCAACAAUCGCAGCAAAUUGAAGCAGCUGAACCUCCGUCAAAGUUACAGCAGAUUGAGUCGAAAUAUAAAAAGCUAGAACAACACUCGGUUGAAUCCUCAUCGCAGGAAACUGUGACAGUAGCUGUUGUUCAGGAACAACAGCAAGAACUAUCUAAGCCACUUUCGAAGUUAGAACAACUUGAAUCCAAGUACGGCAAACACAAGAAACCUCAACCAGAACCCGAAGAAACCACUUCAGUAUCUGAGGCGGAGCCAUCGAAACCACCUUCCGUCGAAGCCGCUCCGCAGAGUUCCGAGCAGCUAACAAAGAUCCAGCAAAUUGAAUCAAAGUACGCGGCCCUUAAACAGAAACAACAACAGUCGCAACACCAGGAACACUCGGUUCAAGAGGUUCAAGUGAUUGAAACAAAAACUAUCUCCGACCAGCACGAACAACAGUCGUCAUCAAAGCUAGCGCAGAUCGAAGCCAAGCUCACAGCUCGCCGGCAAUCGUUCCAGAAGGAACAAGAAAGCGCAGAGGAAGUCAGUAAAGUACAAGAAUCUAAACUUCCGAUCGCCGUAAAAACAGUUGAGAAGAAAGAAGAGAAACAGUUUACAGUGAAGAAGGUUGAAGCUGUUAAGCUUCCAGAAAUACCGAAGAAGUUAGACGAUAAACCGGAAGAGAAGAAGGCUGAGCCGGAACUUGGAAAAGGCAAGGUUGACAAGAAAGAUCGCCCUAAGCUAAAAAUUCCUGCACCCGAAAAGAGCGCUGAUUCUGCUCUCGAAGGACCCAAAUCGAAGCCAGUAGAGUCUCCGAAGACUCCAGUUAAGACUGUCACUAGUCCAAAGUCGCCUGAAAAGAAGGUUGAAUCGGUGAACGUUAGCGAAAGUCGAAAGGAGGAACCUCCAAAGAAAGUUGAAACUCGAAAAACACCAAUCAAACCAGUAGAGCCGAUCAGGACUCCAGAAUCACCGAAGACACCAACGAAAUUGGUAGAACAACCUCCUAAAACACCGACGCCGGUUGUGUCAGAUAGUCCGAAACCACCAGAGAAGAAGGUUGAUUCGGUGAGGAAUUCGAAUAUUCCGAAAACACCAACAAAAUCGGUCGAACAGAAGGUCGAAGCACCAAAAACUCCAACAAAACCAGUCGAACAGAAGCUUGAAGCACCUAAAACACCAACAAAAUCAGCCGAACAGAAGGUCGACGCACAUAAAACUCCAACAAAACCGGUCGAACAGAAGGUCGAAUCACCUAAAACAUCAACAAAAUCGGUCGAACAGACAGUCGAAGCACCUAAAACACCAACAAAACUAGUGAAGAAGGUUGAGCCGAUCAAGACUCCAGAACCACCAAAGACACCAACCAGUCCGGUGGAACAGCAGAACGAGCCUCCUAAAACACCGACGAAACUAAUUUCAGAUAGUUCGAAACCCUUGGUGAAAAAGGCAGAACCAGCUCCGACUAAAGCUCCCGACAGCCCAAAACCAACUCUCGAUAAGCCCGUAAAAACUUUAGAUAGUCCGAAGCCUACAGUCACAGGUCCCACAAAGACCCCGGAUAGCCCGAAGAGCCCCACGAAGGCGCCGGAAAGUCCAAAGAUAGUUGAGAAGAAACUACCCGAAAGUGCGAAGCCACAGCCAGAAAGUUUAAAAUCCUCACCAAAGGCUACGAAAACUUUGACCAAAGCUCCAGAGAGCCCAGAACCGGUCAACAAAAAGCUACCGGAGAAGAAACCAGAACUAGAGAAAACUUUGCCACCCAAAAGGGUACAAAGUGCUACAUCUGAAAUCAGCGAGAAGAAGCCCAAGGAACCGGAGAAGAAAUCUUUCGAAGCCAAGAAGAUCAAUUCAGUUAAGUUACCAGAACUACCAACUAAGACCAGAGCAGAUUCCGCUAGUGUAACAGGUUACGAUACUCUAGUAGCGGUUGACGAACCCGUUUCUUCCCUAGAAAGUCUAGUAGAGCAGAAAUCUAGGGAGGAGAUACUUAAGCGUAAACUUGACGAAAUCUAUAUCAGAGAACGAGCCGCACUUGUGGAAGCGAAACGCACUCGACAAGCCGAAGAGGAAGAAAUCAGAAGAAAAUUUGAGCUGAAAAGCAAGCAGGAAAUCCAACAGAUCAAGGAGACCGCAUCUGAACUGCUCGAGCAAAUUAAGGCUACUAAGGAGUCCGUUCAGUGCGUACUAGGUGACGGCGACAAACCGGCGGCUGCUUCUAGGUUACCCAAGGUCACACAGGCAGCGGACAAUAAUUCCGAUUCCCAAAAUCAGCGAAGAAGAUCGUCGCAAGGCGGGAGUAGACGGGCGUCAGGCCAACAAGAAGAAGAAUCUGGUGGAGAUUCUGGUGAAGGAGUAGAGGAUAAUCAGGAAGGAUCAGGAGAAGAUAGUGGAGGAAAAAGAACUCCACCACCACUUCAACUACCGACGUUCUUUGAUCCACCGCCUCCACCAGUUUAUCAGGCUACCAUUGAAGUAUUCAUCAAGAAGGAACGUCCACCACCGCCACCUCCACCGAAGAUAACCAGGAAGCUAGUGGUCAACACAGACGAGUUAGACCGAAAGACGCAACUGUUCUUCGAAGGUCACAUAGAACUCCCCGAUCCAGACUUUUCAACAGCAGCCGCUCACCGUAAAGUGAAAGGUAUUAAACAUCUUUUCGGUAAGACCGGUGAGACUGUUCGUUACGCCGAAGAUACCAUCCAGAAAGCCGAACAGGGUGAAUUUGAAAGUAUUAUCAUCCCUGAAGAGGAGAAUCUCAAACCCAAGGAACCGGUUUACGAGUAUCAAUACACCGUAGAAGAUCCGAUAACUGGGGAAAUCAUUUGCACAGCCGAUCCUAACCUCGAACAUAUCGAGAAAAGACGCAAAAUGGAUGAACAAUAUUCUUCCAAACACUCCACACACCGAUACUCCUCGCGCAAGAAUCGAACCCUAGAAGCGCAACUCGAGGAACUAGCAGAUUUCCAAUCCAAGCACGAAGAGAAGAUGUCGGCGACUCGAACUGACGUACUGCGGGUGCCAACCAACAUAAGACCCCGCUUUUUGAAGGCAAUUCAUGCCCUAAGCGUCGAGCCCGGCGAGAAUGCAAGUUUCUCUUGUCAGCUAGAUGAACGCUCGAACGUUCAGUGGCUUAAGGACAACAAGCCACUGGACGAUAAGCUUGCGGAUCGCAUCAACAUGCGCGAAACCGAUGAUCUUACGUACUCACUGGACAUUCAACACUGUCGCGAAGAGGACACCGGUACCUACACGGCCCGCGCCAUCAAUGGAACCGAGAAUUCCUCCUGUACGGCGCAGUUGAUCGUGGAGAAACUUACCGCCGAACAGAGGAAAGCCUUAGCAGAAACAAAUGCCCCGGUGUUCAUCGUCAAACUGAAGGACACGGAAGUCGUUGAAAAGACCUAUCUCACCUUCAUGGUUAAGGUUAAGGGUGAUCCUAAGCCAAAGAUUCGAUUCUGCAAAGACGAUCGCGAGAUUACAGACACCGACAAGCGUAUGAAGGUCGUUCGCGACCGUGAGGACAGUGGAUACUACGAGUUGAUUAUUCCCGAGGUACACAAGGGCGACUGUGGUGUCUACUCGUGUACGAUCUACAACAAGUUCGGUAGCACGAAAACCGAAGCGCAACUGCUAGUGACCGACCAGCGAGAGCUAUUCAAUGAGCUGGACACUCUCGAAGACAAAAGCAAAUUCGUUUGGAGAAAGAACGGUGUUCCCUUCGAUCCUGAGGAGCGUUUCAAGGUGCUGAUGGCUGAAGAUUCCGACUCAUUGGCGCUUGUCUUCCAGCACGUGAAACCAGAGGAUGCUGGACUCUACACUUGUGUUGCCGCUACCGCUUCCGGCAAUAUCCAGUGUAGUGCUGAACUGACGGUUCAGGGACAGGUCAACCAAUUGAUGCAGGAGCCAACCAAGCCGCACUUGAUUGUAGAAUCGAAGGACGCACUGGCGCGAAUUGGCGGUAAAGCUUUGCUAGAGAUGAAAGUCCACGGCUAUCCGAAGCCGGAGCUCGUCUGGCGUCACGAAGGCACCAUUAUCGAACCGGGUGAUCGCUUCAAGUUCCUCUACGAGGAUGCUGAGUCUGUAUCGCUGGUCAUCAGGGACGUACAGCCCUCAGACGCCGGUGCCUACUCAAUCGUUGCGCAGAACGAACUUGGCGAAGACUCCACCUUUAUCAACCUGAUCGUCAAGUGUCCACCGAAAAUCGUGAAACCACAUGACAUGUCCGCUAUGGUCGGCGAGCACUAUAAGAUGUCCAUUGAGGUUGACGCCAUUCCGGAAGCUACCGUUCAGUUCUACCGCAAUGGCAAGCUGAUCAAGGAGAAUGAUCGCAUCAAGUUCUUGACUGCCGAAAAUUAUCACAUUAUUAAAUUGAGCCCAGCUGCAACGGAAGAUGCCGGUAACUAUUCGAUCAUCGCCACUAACGAAAUCAGUCAGGCUACCGAGUUCUGGGAGUUCACCAUCAACUCACCACCGCGUGUCACCCAUAAGCUGAACGCGGAGAGCAUCGUCAACGAGAAGGAAGACAUCGAACUCUACAUCAAGGCCGACAGCAAUCCGCCUCCGAUCGUUCGCUGGUACAAGGACGGCAGGGAAAUCUUCGCCGACGGUAAAAGAAUCAUCAUAACCGAAGAGGAUGGUCGAUUCACGCUGAAGAUUCACGCCGCGAACCGGGACGAUACGGCCAAAUACACUGCCGAUGUUAUCAACGACUACGGCACGAUAACGGAGCGCUGUCAGGUGAACGUUAACACCGACUCGAAGGUUCGUGAACCGCUGAAUGCCAUCACGUGCAAGGAAGGCGAUACCAACAUAAUGCUGGCGGUGAAAGCUGAUGGUUACCCCAGACCGACCGUACAGUGGUAUAUCGACGGCGUUGAGAUAACGGAGUCUCGUAACGAGUUCCGAGUGGCGGAAGAAGGCCUUUACUAUAAAUUGUUCAUUAAGGAAGCUAAAGCUGAACUGCAGGGUAUCUACAAGGCUAAAUUCACGAAUGUGUACGGUUCGGAUGAGUGCAGCGCCAAAACAACGGUUCAGUGUACUCCUAAGCUUCGUAAGCCUCUUACCGAUACAGAGGUGGACGAAAACACCACGCUGACUCUGGAGGUCGAAAUCUAUGCGGAGCCUGAACCGGAAAUUACCUGGUAUAAGAACGGGCAACCGGUGCAAACCGAUGCGAGGCUGACGAUUAAGCGGGAUUCGCAGCGCGUCGAAAACUACACUCUUGCGCUGACGAUGGUUCGCGGUGCGGACUCCGGAGACUACGAAGUGCGUGCCGUUAACUCAAUGGGAACGAUUACCAGCAAGUCGAGGGUCGUUGUGCAAAAGGCCCUUGAAUCGAGCCCCGGUGAGAAUGCCGAAGCACACCGCAUGUUCAGCGAGUGUACCAAAAUCGGCCAGAACGGGGAGACCAUCAUGAUCUCGGUACAUACCGAAGAAAGCCAUGCCGCCAUCGUAACAGGCCCAGAAGCAUCCCACUCAAUCCAUCAGAUGCGCGCCACCACCAUCAUAUUCGAGGAAGACAGUGGAUCCCCGUUGGAAGCACCUCAGCGAAUCAUCUACCCUAAUAAACCGCACGCUUCGGCCUUACACGUGGAAGAAAUCGACAGUAUCACCUUCCAGUCGCCGGAAGAAACCGCCAAGUACCACAAUCUGUCGGUCAACGAAUCUUUCGGUACGCGGUUGAUUAUUGAAGAACUAGAAUCUGACAACGAGGCAACAAAUACUACCGGCAAGUACUCCCGCGGAGUCUCCAUCACUUCCGCAUCAGAUGACGAACUGCUUUCGGCUCAGUCUAGCCGAUUAGAACCAGAAGAAUCCGAAUUGCAACGAUUCGAGUCGACUACUAAGAUAACUCAAUUGUUGAAUGAUGUAGAAACAUCUAGCCGAGCCGAGUCAGCCAUGGGACUGGAGAAACAACAGCUGGAAGAACUUGAUACUGAUAAGACGAAGAAGGUUCACUUCCAAGAUGAUAAAACAGAAGAAGCGAAGAAAGCUCGAAUGCUGGAGAAACAAGACUCCACUACGGAAAACGUCGAAAUCGACGAGAGGUGCACUAAAGUUAGCAAUGACGCAGUAACUUCGAAAACGGGCAAACUCCUAGAAAAAUCAUGCUCGGAAGAAGUUACGACUCCGGAAGGACCUAGACCUGUUGAGCUCUCAGAAAUCAGCGAUACAGAAGGUUUCAAAAAGAUACUCACAAAAGAGUCUGCAGACUCCAAAACAAUCGACGAUGAAGUACAGGCACACUUGAAGGAUGUUAACGGCUUAGACGCACUAAAGGCUCGAACGUUGCAGAAGGAAGCAGCUGAAGAAGUCAGUCAGAAUGAGUUCAAUGUGCAAGAUUCAUCAUCAACUGAUGCGACCGCCAAAAGAAGUCUUUCGAAACAGGAAACAAAGGAGGAAGAAAUGGAAACAUCGACCAAACUCAAGAAAUUGGAAGCUGAAAGUCCGACGCGUCCAGAAGCCUCGCCGGAGAUAUUCAAGACCGAUAUUGCUGAUGUCACGACGUUCGACUCCCUUCCACUGACCUGGUUCGUGGAAGCAGAUGGCAUCCCGAGACCGACCGUCACCUGGUACCUCAACGGAGUCGAGGUCAAAUCAAGUGACCGUAUUCGAAUCAGCGAUUCUGGGACUACCUACAAGAUCGAGAAUCGAGACGUCAAGGAAGCUGACGCCGGCGAGUGGAAAGCUGUAGUGAAGAAUCGCAUAGGAGAAAAGACGCUACCGUGUAACCUCACGGUUAUUCCUUGCAAGGAAUAUCGCCGGCCGAAGAUCAGCAAGGGUCUGGAGAACAUCAGCGUUAACAAAAACGAACCGAUUACUAUGACCGUAACGCUAACAGCCGAUCCGGAACCGGAAAUCAGUUGGAUCCAGAAUGGAAUCGAAGUACAUGCUGACAAUUUCGUGCAAAUGAAGACCGAAAUCAAGGAGCUAGAGUACAACCUCAAGGAGAUCACCUACACGUUCUACAUCGCGGAAGCUCGUCAUUACGACACGGGAGAUUACACGUUCCGUGCGAAGAACAAAUACGACAUCAACGAGUCCAACGGACGUUUGGAUGUGUUGUUGAAGCCGGAAAUCGAGAAUUUCACCGACAUCACGGUAAUGCCGUUUACACAGGGUGUCUUUCAGGUACUGGUCAAGGCUAACCCCAAACCGAAAGUUACCUGGACCAAGGACGGUAUCAAUCUGUGCAAUGUCGACAACUGCGAUGUAAUUGCUGAUGUUGAGAAGGAGAUCUACACCUUGCUAGUUGAAUCGUGCGCCCUGGCUGAACACGGUACCUACACACUGACCGCCGUCAACAGUUUCGGAGAAACGGUGGCCGCAGCUAAACUCAAUGUUCACACUGAGAAGCCAAAGUUCAAUGUCGAACCGCAAAGCAUGAAUGUUCACGAUUGGGCCGACGUUUACAACAAGGUCGUAGUCGUGGGCGUUCCACGUCCAUCCAUUCAAUGGUUGCGUAAUGGUACUCCGUUGAAUCUGGAAGAAAUCGAUGAGGAAACGGGUGAAGCGAAGGUCAAAGUGGUUACAUCCGGUGAUACCGAGGUGACCAGCGAGUUGUUCAUCACCCACUUCGGACCGGAAUGGCAGGGAGAUUACUCCUGUCUGGCUUCGAGCAUCGGCGGAGAAACGGAAGCGAAGUUCAUGAUACUGGUGAAAAAUGAACAACCCGUAUUCGGCAAGGGCCUUGACCGAACCAUGGAUUUGGAGGAAGACGAUCGUCUCGAGCUGUCCUGUAUCGUUGACGGUAGUCCACUGCCCAAGAUGACCUGGUACAAGGAUGGCAAUGAAAUCACCCCGGAUAAUCAUGUCAAGAUCACCCACGGACAUGAUGGUCGCUGCCGGUUGAUUAUCGAAAAGGUCGAUCCAGGGGACAGUGGCUGCUACAAACUGGUUCUAUCGAACAAGAGUGGUGACGUUGCUACCCAGAGCUCGGUCGCGGUUACACCCAAGCAAAGAUAUCCGGUAUUCAUUCGACCGUUGCAAGAUCAAAAAGUUGUCAUCGGAGAAACUCUCCACGUGGAAGGUAAAAUCGCAGGCUUCCCAAUGCCGGAGGUCAGAUGGUUCAAGGAUGGCGUUCCGAUCCAUCAAACCCGAGCGAUCAACUUCAUCAACGAACCGAACGGAAUCGUUGGAUUUAUCAUCGAUCGCGCCACUCCAGAGGAUGCCGGCAUCCACACUUGCGAAGUGGUGAAUGCCGUCGGAAAAGCGUCAUCCGCAUCAAUCGCCGAGAUUAUUCCGAAAUCUAAGAAACCACAGUUUGUCAACGAACCAAUGAACAUGAGCAUUGUUGAGGGAUUCCCGAUCAAGAUGAACGUUAAAGUAGUCGGCUUUCCAGCGCCUUCGAUCAAUUGGUUACAUAAUGGAACCCAAAUCGCGGGUGAUCGAUUCCAGAUCACUUCGGCAAGCGAAGGUUGUUCCACGUUAACCAUCGAAAAAUCGAUAGCGGCAGAUGGCGGGGAAUACAAGGUGAUUACUUCAAACGAAAACGGCGACACGGCAUGUGCAGCCACGGUAACAGUCCUUCCAGUGACGGAUACCUCAACCGGUGAAGAACCACCGAGCUUCCUGGGAGGAAUUCGCGAUAUUACAGCAGACGAAGGUAAAGAACUCACCUUCAGUGCUCGUUUCAUAGGUAAUCCCGCACCGGAGGUUAUCUGGACGAAGGACGGCGAACCACUUCAGCCAACUGGUCGUGUUACCGUCACUUGUGAUGGUAAAAGCGUUGGACUAACGGUAUCACCGGCUGACAUGACCGAUUCAGGCGAAUAUGCGUGUCUAAUGGCUAACCCUCUGGGUGAAACUGAAACCAAGGCUUCCGCUAUCGUUCGUAAAGUGUACCAGAAACCAAACUUUGUGUACCGCUUCCCGGAUGUUCAGCAACUGCCUGGACUGGAAGCCAAGUUCCCCGCUAAGUUGGUCGGUAUUCCACGUCCGACUGUUCAGUGGUAUAAGAAUGAGACACCUAUUGACCCGAACGAUCGCUACAGAAUGAAAUACGAGGGUGAACACUGUUGUUUGUAUAUUAAAGAAUGUGUUGAAUCCGAUACCGGGCUGUAUUCUUGUGUCGCAACUAAUCGCGAAGGCACCAGCACCGUAGAGGCCAAACUGGAUGUUGUAUCUCAACUGACCAAAGGCGAUGAACCUACUCCAGCAUACUUUAUGAAGAAGCCGGUCGACAUUAGAGUGCUCGAAGGUAUGAAGGCUAAGUUUACGGCCUGCGUAGAUGGAUUCCCUCUACCUACAGUUGAGUGGAUACGCGAUGGACAUCGUUUGGUACCGAGUGAGAAAUACAGAAUUGAGUCUGAUAUCAAUGGCCUCGCUCGUCUCAUCAUCGAUGACGUUCAGGAGGAAGAUCUUGGACGAUAUACUUGCAAAAUUAGUAACAAUUUGGCCGAAGUUUUAGCUCACGCAAAUCUUCACUUUGAACCAUUGGAUGCUUGUCCAAGGCGUCGUUAUGGAAAGAGUAAGGACAAAAAUUACCUACAUACUUCUCCGUAUCCGCUUAUGGACAAACCAAUAAUUUCCAAACUAUCCGACCGUCGACUGACAUUGUCCUGGAAGCCAUCGAUGACUACAAUCCCACGACAUCCCAUCACCUAUCAGAUGGAGAUGAUGGAACUACCCGACGGCGAUUGGUACACCGCUCGAUCCGGAAUCCGUAGUUGCUCGUGUGAAGUACGCAACCUGGAACCGUUCCGUGAGUACAAGUUCCGCAUUCGCGUCGAAAACAAGUAUGGAGUCAGUGAACCGAGUCCCUACGUGCAAACCUAUAGACAGAAAUUGGAGCCUAGUGCGCCAGUAUUCUAUCCAUAUCUUGGACCGGGACGCGAUUUUCGACCAGAUACUUCACCGCUGUAUCCGCGUAACUUCGACGUCGAGCGUGCAUCACACCACGAUCAACGUGAGGGAAUACCACCGGAAUUCCUACGCCAAGAAUUCCCCGUCCAGUACGGCACCAAAAACCACAACGUUAGUCUGUUCUGGUUCGUGUACGGUUAUCCGAAGCCAACAAUGACCUACUACUUCAACGAUCAGAAAAUUGAAGCUGGCGGUCGUUAUUGCUUCAGUUAUACCAGAAACGGGCAGGCAACACUGUUCAUCAACCGCAUGAGCGAACGUGACGUGGGAGUGUACGAAGCAGUGGCUACCAACGAACAUGGUAGCGUAAGGCAACGAGUCUGCUUGGAACUGGGCGAGUUUCCACGAUUUUUACAGCGCCCGGAAGAAGUGUUCAUCAUGGGACGCCGGUCGGGCCGUGUAGAGGCAAAGAUUACCGGGGUGCCUUUCCCUGAUGUGAAAUGGUACAAGGACUGGCAACCGAUCACAGAAUCGACACGACUUAAGAUGAUCUUUUACGAGCCUGACACUUGGGUUCUACUGAUCACCGAUGCGAUCAAAAAAGACGAAGGCUUGUACUCGCUGAGUGCUCGUAACGUCAUUGGAUCCAUUAGUUCUUCGGUAAUGGUGCAUGUUGAGGAUAACGAGGACGAUUACGUGUACAAUGCCCAUCACCGAACUCCCUAUGUUCGAGCUAGGAAUAAGGUUUGUGAUGACUUUUACGACAUCGGUGAUGAGCUUGGAAGAGGUACCCAGGGUAUUACUUACCAUGCUGUUGAACGUGCCAGCGGACGUAAUUUCGCCGCCAAAAUUAUGCACGGCAGUCCGGACUUACGGCCGUUCAUGUUCAAUGAAGUGGACAUCAUGAAUAUUUUAAAUCACAGGAAGUUGAUUCGUCUCCACGAUUCGUUCGAUAUUAGCAAGUCAUUAACGCUGAUCCUGGAACUUGCCUCAGGUGGGGAGCUGGUUCGCGACAAUCUGCUGGUCCACGACUACUACACAGAGCGUCAGAUCGCUAUCUACGUGUACCAAAUCUUGCUGGGGUUGGAACAUAUGCACACCCGUGGAAUUGGUCACAUGGGUCUUACGAUCAAGGAUCUUCUAAUAGCUCACCCCGGAAGCGACAACCUGAAGAUCUGUGACUUUGGAUUGUCGCGUCGUAUUGAAGAUGAUAAGCUGUACACGUUGGACUACGGAAUGCCCGAGUUUGUGGCACCGGAAGUGAUCAACCGUCGUGGUGUUGGUUUAGGUCAAGAUAUGUGGAGCGUCGGCAUUAUCACGUACAUCCUGCUGGGAGGAAUCAGCCCAUUCCUGGGUCGUAAUGAUCGCGAGACCCUCACCAGAAUAAGAGACGGAAAGUGGACGUUUAUUGGCAGUGUUUGGGAGUUUAUCUCCACUGAGGCACGUGACUUCAUCACCAAGCUGUUGGUAUAUGAAGACGAACGCCGCAUGACCAUCAAGGAAGCCCUGAACCAUUCAUGGUUCGACGUUAUUUACAAGCGAACUUUCGAAGAGUACCAGAUCGGUACGGAUCGUCUGCGGCGAUACUAUUACCACUACAGAGAUUGGUACACCAACGCAUCUUGUCGCACCUGGUACCGUCGCCGUCCAUUGAUGAGCUGCUUCGACCAUCCUUCGAAGAUGAUCUACCCAUCCGGAAUAAUCUUUACCCCUGAAGGCACACCACCACCGGUCACCGUCGAUGAUAUCCCGCACAAGCGCAGGAAGUGGGACGAAUACGUGUCUAAGGAUAUUCAUCCAGACUAUGAAACAGCGUCGUUCAAAUCCGAAAGUCAUUACCAGUACGGACCGGAUACAUAUCUGCUACAACUACGCGACACCAACUUCCCUUGUCGUCUGCGUGAAUACAUGAAGAUCGCCAAGCAUCGUUCGCCUAGUUUACUCAGCGAGAGUAAUUAUGAUUCAAGCCUUCCAAUCAUUCGCGAACGUCGUCGUUUCACCGAUAUUAUGGACGAGGAAAUCGACGAUGAGCGUAGAAGCCGUAUCAGUCGCUAUGGUACCGAUGACAGUAUAACUAUCAGUCGUCGGCUUCGCACCGAGGUUGGAACCCGGUUGGGUUCGUACGCUGAAGCCGAAGCAUUAAUCGAAGUCAAACGUGAAGGACAUCCGCCGUUCUUCCGCGAGAAACCGCCGACGAUCGCAAUCCGUGAGGGCGAACCAAAUCAGAUAAUUUGCUACGCCGUUGGUGACCCGAAACCAUCGGUAACCUGGUUCCACAAUGAUAUGGUUGUUACCGACAGUACUCGCAUCAAGGUGCUGGAUGACGUUGAUGGUCGUUCCGUACUUCAGUUCCAUCCAGCAUCGCAUAGCGAUUGUGGUAUAUACAAAGUUGUUGCGAGUAACAGGAUCGCCAAGACCGUUGCCCGUUGCCGGGUGGUGAUCGCCAUUAUUCCAGAUGCCCCGGAUUGCCCAGAUGCCGUGGCAGCCAGUGACACCGAAGUUUUGCUACGUUGGAAACAGCCGAGAAGCGACGGCAACUCACCGGUUAUCUGCUAUAGCUUAGAAAUGAAACAACAUGGAAAAGUGGAUUGGGUAGAUGUAGCCAGCAAUAUUGAUCAUGAAUUCUACUUGGUGCACAGUUUGACACCGAACACUGGUUACCAGUUCCGAUUGGCUGCUUACAACCGAAUCGGAUGGAGCGAUCGUGGCGUUGCCACGAAGAUGGUGAAUACCCUGGAAGUCGGUGCUCCAAAGAUUCAAAUCACUAGAGCCAUGAAGCAGCUACAGCAGUUGACUGAAUCGGGUCAGCAAACUGCACCAGAAGAACGAUCAGGCCGUCUGGACUAUAGCUACGAGAAAACUCCGCUGAAAUGGAGCAUCGAGGGCAACUACAACGAGAAGUUUAGUUUUAUGUCGGAGAUCUCGCGAGGACGUCAUUCGAUUGUUGUAAAAGGAUUGGAAAAAGCAACCGAUAGGAUCGUCGUAGCCAAGAUCUUCGAGCUAGGAGAUGAACGCGUAGCGGAUGCGGCGGAACGUGAGUACGAGAUGCUACGUACGCUGCGACAUGAACGUAUCGCUUGUCUACUGGCUGCCUUUAAACCGAAAAACACUUCGAUAGCAGCUCUGGUACUGGAAAAGCUGCAGGGUGCCGACGUUCUAACCUAUCUCAGCAGUCGUUCAGAGUACAGCGAACAAAUUGUAGCGACCAUCAUUAGCCAGAUCCUGGAUGGUCUGCAAUACCUGCAUUGGCGUGGAAUCUGUCAUCUAGAUCUGCAACCGGACAACAUUGUCAUGUCUUCAGUCCGACAGGUUCAGAUUAAGCUGGUUGACUUCGGAGCGGCGCAACCCGUUUCCAAGCUCGGUAACAAUGUCCCCAAUUUAGGCUGGUUGGAUUUCACCUCUCCCGAAGUGCUGAAUGGUGAAACCGCUUACCCACAAACCGACAUUUGGUCGGUUGGUUGUCUUGCAUAUCUUUUCCUAUCGGCCACCAGUCCGUUCCGCGGAGGAGACGAAGCCGAAACCCGAGCCAACAUCAGUUUUGUUCGCUACCGUUUCGAAUAUCUCUUCAAGGAAGUCACCCAGGAGGCAACACGCUUCCUCAUGCUGACGUUCAAGCGAGCUCCAACUAAACGUCCAUCGGUCGAGGAAUGCUUCGAGCACCGAUGGCUCGUCCACACCGACUUCAUGACCAAGAAACGUGAACGAGCGAUCUUCCCUGGUAGCCGUCUGAAGGACUUUUCCGAACACUACCACACGAUGAAAACGAACGAGGCCACCAAGUCGGAGACUAUCUCUAGCAUCGGUGGUCAAUCCCCUAGGCAGCUGCUCAGGUCCAACAGCAUCCAGGAGGAGCUGUUGACCACCUUCUAAGCACUUCCACUGUAGUGCACUUUUUUCGUUACGUUUCUAUCGCCUUUAAAAACCUUCAAUUAUUUAUUUAUUUAUUUACUGUUCAUACUAAUAUUUCUUGCUUCAAUUUUCGCUAGCUUUGUACAUAAUAAUAAAGAAAAAAAACUUAUUUUUGUAUAGAAAACAGUCAACCGAAAGUUUAUAUUUUGAUAUAUGUGAUAACCGAGUCGAAAACAAUUUUUAUAUGAUCUUUUAACCGAAACUAUAACCACAAAUACGUUACACAUCCCUGAAGAAACGACUCGGACCAUAUAUACUGUCUCUCUAUCUCGCUCUAUAUUGUGUAGUACGCUAAGGAAAACAGGUAGAAUCGCGCCUAAGCAUAUGUAACUGUUAGAAGAACUAUAUAAUAAAAUAUUUGUUCUUGUAGUAAAACCUCAAAACCAUAAUAUCGAAGUACGGAGCCAGUAGGCACCGCUUGGAAACCGGAAAAUUACGUGUAAAAUUUUGUUGAAUUUAGUUCGGUUUUAGACGUUUAAAUAAUCAACCCACUUGGAAGCUUUGGAAAAAAUAUGGUAACCUAUAUUUUCGUUCUGGUUAUUUUGCCUUCCUCAACGGGGAAUGGCUAUUUGCGAUAUUUUUUUUUAUUUUAAUAAAUAGUUGUGCUUA